This is a messenger RNA of Triticum turgidum subsp. durum (durum wheat), 609 nucleotides long. NCBI's taxonomy places the organism in Eukaryota, Viridiplantae, Streptophyta, Magnoliopsida, Poales, Poaceae. The record is from the annotation of a GenBank genome assembly.
AUGAAAGCACAGGCAGACAAACACAGGACAGAAAGAACGUUUGAGGUGGGGGAAUUAGUCUUUCUAAAGUUACAGCCAUACAUCCAAGCUUCAUUUGCUCCGAGGGCCAACCAUAAGCUUGCCUAUAAAUUUUUUGGUCCAUACAAGAUACUGGAACGUGUGGAGGAAGUUGUCUACCGCCUGGAUUUGCCUGCAUCUAGUAAAGUCCACCCUGUGUUCCAUGUAUCCCUGCUGCGUAAGGUUCUCAAGCCCGAUCAGCAAAUCCUGCGGUCGCUGCCGCCACCAGAGGCUCAUCUGCAGAUCCCUGCGUUAAUUCUUCAGCGACGUGUGGUGAUGCGUGGCGCUAAACGAGUAUUGCAAGUACUGGUCCAAUGGUCUAAUGGUUCAACUAAACUGGCUACGUGGGAGGAUCUGGAAACUCUGAAGCAAAUGUUUCCCAGGGCGCCGGCUUGGGGGCAAGCCGCAUCUCAACAGGGGAAGAUUGUCAGCGGCACGGGUACAAUAGAGCGGCAAGAGGAAGCCCAGUCAAGAGUCAGGCCCAUACGCAAGCCUCGUCUGCCCGCUCGGCUUGCGGGCCCUGAAUGGGCCUUAGGCCUUGUAACCCCUUAA